ACCUUCAGCCCCUGUGUCCCAGGGUGUGCCCUGUGUGACACAGGUGAGCCACAGCUCUUCCUUGGGAUCUUCACAGCAACAGCAGCUUUUCCCUUGCAGAUGCUUCUGACCCAUCCAGCACAGAGGAGCUGGAAAUGAGGUGCCUUCAGCUGCAGAGCCAGGUCUGGGAGAUGGAGCGGUUCCUGAAUGACUAUGGUCUGGUUUGGGUUGGAGAGGCUCGGGACCAGCUGGGGGACACGGGAUCGGUCGAGGAUGAAGAGGAGCUGCGGGCUGGGAGCCUCUGCAGGCCGGGCGAGGCCGCUGGUGGCGAGCAGCAGAUUGAUUUCGAUUUAAUCCUGGAGAGCAUUAAGGAUUUGAACUCGCUGGUGGGAGAGGGCAUCUCUCAGGUGGAGCACACGGCCCGGGGGGCUCGGCUGAGGCGGGCAGAGCCCCUCGCUGUGACCCUGUACCAAAACGGGAUCACCGUGGGACACGGAGCCUUCCGGCCCUACCAGCACCCAGCCACGCAGCAAUGCCUGCGGGACAUCAUGGAUGGGUAUUUCCCCUCCGAGCUGCAGCCGCGCUACCCCGACGGGGUCCCCUUGCAGGUCACCGACAGGAGGCACGUGGUGUUUCAGAAGCCAGACCUUGCAGGGAGCUUUCCCGGCCUCGGCCAGGUGGUGGGUACUUCAGAAUCCACCAAGGUGCAGGAAACCUCCAAGACCCCAGGUCCCCAAGGCUCCUCGGAGCAGGUUCCCAAGGAGCUUUGGCAGCCCCUGGAGCACAGAGGGAGCGUGGGCAGCAGCAGAGCGGCGCCACAGGUACGAGUGGGCUCCCCAGACACCCCCAGGAGGAGAGCAGGGGUGAUGCUCCGCACUCAGCUCCCUGCACAGCACCCACACCCCCUGCCCGGGCCUCUCUCAGCUGCGUGGAAGCUCCCAGAGAGGCUGCAGCAGGGCACACGUGGCCCGUGGCCCUUGCCUCGUGGCUGUCCCUGCAGCCCGGGCAGUGCUGGCUCUCCCCUGCUUCGGUUGCAGGGCUCUGAUGGGCAGCAGAGCAGCGAGGAAAUGCUGGUGGAAACACCUGGGCUGGCUGCCCUGGAGAGGGACAGGGUGAGGGCAGCACAGGAGGCUGGAGCUGCUGGCCCUGAGCUCUGCACGCUGCGGGUCAGGUCCGAGAGCGGGGAGCAGACGUACGAGCUGAGGAUGCUGCUCACGGACACCAUCGGGGACCUGCGCCAGCUCCUCGCCCACGUCAGGGGUGGAAACUCGGACUACGAGAUCAUCAGCACCUUUCCCCAGAGGGUGUACACGGACAGCUCCAGGAGCCUGCAGGAAUGUGGGCUGGUCCCCAGGGCCUCCCUGCUGCUCCGCAGGACAGACCCCUCCCGGCAGCAGGGGAGGGGGCUGCGACCAGCCUAAGAGCUGCUCACGUCCAGCUCUGCACAGGCAGGGAGCUGCCUCUCACCUUACCCGACCUGCCCUGGCUGGGCACAGGGGAGAGGUUUUCUUUCCAGAUUCAGUUUCACUGUGCCACUGCCUGGGAUGGAGAGGAGCUGGGAGCAGCCCAGUCCUGCCGCCUCCCUCACAGUGGCUGAUGUCCCCAGGACAGCUGGGUCCCAGCACAGGGACACCUCCUCCAGCUCCCCUGGGCUCCGGGCCCGGCUCCUCAUCCCUGUGCAGCUCACACAGGCUGACCCCUGCCCAGGGCAGCCUGCCAGCCUCACCCAGCCCUGGCAGCUGCUCAGCUGUGCCCAGGGCCCGGAGCAGCAGGAUGGACACGCAGCUGGGGCAGUUUGCAUUCUGCACACGCUGCUCCCUACAGCUCUCACCUGCACUGACAGCAGGGCGCAAACAGGCUCAGCUGCACGGUCUGUGCUGCAGCUAAACCUUGAGCCCUUGCAGUGCUGGGGCUGAGCCAGGCUGGGCUCGGCUGGGAGAUCCUGCUGCUGGGUUUCCUGUACGUGCACAGCUCCUUCCCUUGGACAGCCCCCAGCUGCAGCGGGGCCCAGGCUCCAGCCUGCCUGGAGGUACCCGCCCUCCUCCUGCCCUGCUGGGAGCUGCAACAGGACACCGUGUCACCGGAGCCCGGCGUAAUCCCUCUCUGCCCAGCCCUGAACAAAGCAUCUUCCUCCCCGGCCCGUGGGCUGGGGCUGCACUUUUCCCUUUCCCUUUCCCCAGCACAUUCUUCCCAUUCCAGCUGUGACAAGCUCUCACUUGACUCCCAGCUGACAACACUCCCACUCAUGCGAGGCAGGGCCUUCUGGCAGGUUCCCUCUUCCCAGACCCAGCCCUCAUUAAAGGCUCCCAAUAAAACCCUUUAUUCCAGCUGCAAUUUCCACUUCCUUUAGCUUUCAAAGGCACAGUUUGUGUGGAGGCCCAGAGCCCUCUGACCAGAGCUGCACGACUCAAGCACAGGAAGCAAACCUGCUGCUUCCACAGCUCCCGUGAGCAGUGACUCAACCCACACAGCUCUCCCUCAGCUUCCUCCUUUUCCACCUGGAGCAGAUUCAGGAGCAGCUGUUUCCCCUGCCCCUCUGUCUCCUGGUCUAGGCAAUCUUAGUGCCAAAGGUUUGUUUUUCACUGGCUGAGGCUGUCCCUGCCCCGGGCUGCCCCUGUCACCACGCAGAGGAGAGGAAUGCUCUGGUACCUGUCCCUGCUGCCGUAGGACAUUCAGACACGUCCUGGGAGCCUUUGAUUAGCAGCAGUAAUCUAAGGUGUUAAGAUCUUUGUGUCAGGCUGCAGCAGCACGUACAACCCACUCAGCUGGAUGUGACUCACAGGCCUUGGGUAGGGUGAUGUUUAACCUGUAGCCAAAAUAAAAGCCAAUUUAAAAGAAACGCGAGAGUAGCGCCGUGAAAGGUACAGUAACAUUUAAUAGCAUCUCGGAAGACAACACUGGUUAUAAACUUGCUUUUUGGCAGGAAAACAAAAUGCACUUGGUCCAGGAUUGCAAAAAAGCCAACACGAAGAGGAAAGAUGGAACAGCUGGAGCAUCAGCUGCUCUGGGGCAGCCCAUUAAUGCUCACCAGGGAGCCUGCUGGGGUGGAGGGCAGCCAGAGCAGCACAGAUCCCACUUGCAGCCCCACCCAUUCCCCCAGGCAGCCUUCGCCCCCAGCUCCACCGUGGUGGGCACUCAGACCCAAAUUCUGUGCAGUAUUUUUGCAUUAAAUUAAGACAAACAAAAAAACAAACCCUUUACUUAGUUGCCAUAAUCUCUGCAGUUGAGAUGAAGAGGAGGGGAAAAAGACAAAAAAAAAAAA
Molecule: messenger RNA, 3241 nt
Organism: Motacilla alba alba
Lineage: Eukaryota; Metazoa; Chordata; Aves; Passeriformes; Motacillidae
Gene: UBXN11
Product: UBX domain protein 11
Exons: 8
Coding region: 135-1400 (421 amino acids)
Biological process (GO): proteasome-mediated ubiquitin-dependent protein catabolic process
Molecular function (GO): ubiquitin binding
Source: RefSeq, a predicted model, not a curated record